CUUGAAUCGUCGACAUCAUUCCUUUGUGCUGCUGUUUCAUAGCUGCUUCUUGUACCGCGAAAGAUUAAUAUUGCUCAACAUGCGACAUUGGGACCAACUUCCUGCCUCUAGCGCCGCCGUUUCGACUGUAUGACGGCACCCUCUACUGGAGAACCCAGAUAUAGAAUUGCCGGAAGAAAUACCGACGCCGGUGGGCGAGGACUCGUUUAUGUAUAAAAGGAUACGGAUCAGUAUUCCAUCUAGUCACCCUUGACCCCCAAUUGAGUUCUCGAGUGAUACCCUUCCUCUGGAUUCCAUACCGCUUCUAUUACUCCCGCAAGCGCUGUAUCUUUCGAUAUGUUUAAGUUCCUGCGUCGCAAAGCGAAGGGGCGCAAAACAAAUACAGGAGUCCAAGGAUUCAGAGGGCCUGGCGGCCUCAUGCCCAACCUUUUUCCAGUUCGUAAAGCCUCAUCCAAUGGCCUUGGGCUCGACCCCAGAAGCCUUCAGAUAGCAACUCCCGGGGCGCCCUCAUCCUCUCUUGACGCAUCUCCCCAGACAAUUCCCCUAGCAGCAUUUCCUUCGCCUCUACCAGAUUCCCCUACCAAGAUCACGUCCAUAUCGGACAUCGUCUUCGACAAUGCUGCUUUCGACGCCCUCCUUGAUUCGAGGAAUGGGGGCAACUAGUAGGCAUUACCGUUGAGAGGAUAUCGGAACCUCUGCCAUAGAGAGAAGGAGAUUGAUCUGAUUUUAUGUGUAGUUUAUGAGCAUCGUCGUUCUCAUGUUCACGAAAUACUAAUUUACGAUACC
Molecule: messenger RNA, 786 nt
Organism: Guyanagaster necrorhizus
Lineage: Eukaryota; Fungi; Basidiomycota; Agaricomycetes; Agaricales; Physalacriaceae
Exons: 2
Coding region: 337-663 (108 amino acids)
Source: RefSeq, a predicted model, not a curated record